CAGACAGUAGUUGUUAUUUUUGUCGUCUCCACAACUUCAUUGUCAACCGACCGCAACCAACGUGUUGCAGAUCGAAGGCUUCAACAAGAGUUCAGUUUCAAGUGAUAAAUUAGUAAGAAAUUUGUCGUAGCAGACAGCAACGGCAGACAAAUCAAGAUCUUUUCAAAAUGCUGGCGCCACCCGAAGCCCUCCCCCACUUAAAAUGCAGCGCCUGCACCAAACACCUGUCGUAUUUUCCAGUCUACGUGUCUCAGAAUUCGGAAUCGACGAAACUCGGAACUCUCUGCGGAAGAUGUUCCGAAAAUCUAAUAGUCAACGAAAGAAAUUAUGUACGAGAUACUCUAUAUGAAACCAUGGCUCAAUUUAUAAAAUUCCCCUGCAUAUACCAUUCGGAAGGCUGCAUCGAAAGUCUAAUUCCGGCGGACGUUCCCAACCACGAACGUAACUGCCCCUACAGGAUUAUCUCUUGCGCUCUGGACUGCGUUUGGCAAGGAACUGUCCACGAACUCUGUACCCACAUUGAAGACACUCACCAAAAUGUUCUCAUCCGGAACGGCGAAUUUGAAAUGGACAUUUUAAACUCUUACGAAACGUAUAGCUUCCUAGUGCACGAAGACGAAAUUUUUAACCUAAAGCGGAAAUACAACUCGACGGACAAGAUUUUCACUUGUUCUCUCUUCAGUUAUAAAGUUCUAGAUACUGUAACCAACCAUUACUACGAAGUAACUGUUUUCAACGGUAACAGAAAUCUGUCGGUCAAGUUUCCGCUUAGACGAGCUGAGAAUUUCAAAGAGGACAACGUGACUGUGAUAGAUGUUGAGAAAGUGAAAAGACAACUAGACGACCCUUCUAUUAUUAUAGGAUCAAUAAGAAUAUUCACACUCGAUAAUCAAAAGGAAGAAAAACCGACACCAAAAAAUCCGUACACGGAGUUAGAGCUAAGUAUGCUGAACGAGUUGGAAUGUCCGGUGUGCUUCGAGUACAUGAUUCCACCCAUUUUUCAAUGCGAUGGUGGCCACAGCAUUUGUAGCAAUUGCAAAUCUCAAAUAAAGGAAUGCCCUACGUGUAAAGAAGAAAUAGACGACACCCACAACUUCGCUUUAGAGAAGAUGGCGCAGUUGAUACAUUAUCGAUGCAAGUUCAACGAGCUUGGAUGCAAUUAUAGGGCGAAACCUGACGAAAUGAAGCAACACCAAACAUUCUGUUUGUUUGGGCCACAUCAGUGUCCUUUGAAAGAUUACGAGAAUUGUAAAUGGGCUCACGCCGCCAAGGAAAUAUAUCCUCAUAUAGUCUCAAAGCAUCACGAGAAUUUGUUAGAAAUUGAUCAUGUGCAAGUUUUUAUGGGCGACGACUAUUUAACUCAAGAGGAAGAUCUGUGUUACAUUAAAAAGUUUUCUGAUGCGUUGUUCAAGUUGCAUUAUCGGUUUUCGCAGAACUGUUUUUACUGGUCGAUGCAGCUGAUUGGGCCUCCGGACGAGGCGAGGAAAUACAGAUUCGAAAUCGAUGUCUUGGAUAACACCAACAGCAACCAAAAGAUCUUUCUGAGGAAUUUCUGCGCACCGUUGACUGACAAAAACGAGACUUUUAACCAAGAUAGUCCACACGUGUUUCUCAAGCUGGAACAAAUUCAACCUCUGUUGACUGAUCAACUAAACUAUUUUAUUCGUAUUAUAAAGUGAUAACCUUUUAUACUAUGUGAAGACGUUUUAUUACGAUUUAUGUAUGGCCAUUUUUGUUAACAAUAAAAUUGCUUGGAGAGUC
Molecule: messenger RNA, 1761 nt
Organism: Zophobas morio
Lineage: Eukaryota; Metazoa; Arthropoda; Insecta; Coleoptera; Tenebrionidae
Exons: 2
Coding region: 168-1679 (503 amino acids)
Biological process (GO): proteasome-mediated ubiquitin-dependent protein catabolic process; multicellular organism development
Cellular component (GO): cytoplasm
Molecular function (GO): ubiquitin protein ligase activity; ubiquitin conjugating enzyme binding; zinc ion binding
Source: RefSeq, a predicted model, not a curated record